This is a messenger RNA of Ostreococcus tauri, 924 nucleotides long. Its product is annotated as Protein of unknown function DUF833. The transcript has a single exon. Bases 1 to 924 code for a protein of 307 amino acids. The record is from RefSeq and is a predicted model, not a curated record. NCBI's taxonomy places the organism in Eukaryota, Viridiplantae, Chlorophyta, Mamiellophyceae, Mamiellales, Bathycoccaceae.
AUGGCGGUGUGUAAACGCACGGGACGGUGGGCGCUGCUGACGAAUGCGACGGACGGGUCGGGGUCAAAGGGCGAAACGAAGACGACGAACGAGAGCUCGAGCGGGGUGAAUCGAGCGCGUGUGACGAGAGGUGAGCUCGUGACGACGUAUCUCAGGCGAGACGUCGACGGUGAGGCGUACGCGCUUGAAGUUUUUGCGAAGCGCUUCAACUAUGACGGUUUCAAUCUCGUCGUGGGCGACUCGACGAGACGAUCGGCGUUUUGGGUCGGAAACAGGGGCUCGGCGAACGCGAAGACGCCGAUGAAGUUGAUGGAGGGGCGAGUCUACGGGUUGGCGAACGAUGUCUUGGACGCGCCGUGGCCGAAGGUGGUUCGCGGCAAGGCGAAGAUGGAAGAAAUCUUACGCGCCUUCACGGAACUCGCUCCGGAAGCUCGAGGAACGCGCGCGCUCGAGGAACGCAUCCUCCGCGACGUCUUACACGCCCCGGUCGAGAGCGUGCAUCCGGUUUCGCGAACGAGCGCAUCGACGCGCGUCGUCGUCGGUCCCGCGUCUUUGUCGCGCCCUCGACGCGUCUCCGACAUCGAAGUCGACGCCGACGUAGACGGCGACCGCAUCGAGGUGGACUGCUCGGACGACGAGGAGGAAUACAUCGAUUUGCCCGUCGAACAGAUCGAACCGCACGAGAGCGAGAGUUCGUUCGUGCGUCCGGGCGAGCUCCCGGGACGGCCGAACUGCGGCACCCGAACGUCCCAAGUCGUCGUCGUCUCCGCCGACGGUCGAUGCUCCUGGCUCGAGCACCACUUCGUUCCGAACGUCGAGAAACCCAAGAGGGGAGACCUUUUCUACUCCCCGGUCGUCGCUCAAGAUCACGAGCGCUGCGAGUUCGCGUUCGGCGCGCGCGGAGCCGCCGCCGGCGCCGCGUGA